This is a messenger RNA of Sipha flava (yellow sugarcane aphid), 1379 nucleotides long. Its product is annotated as zinc finger protein PLAGL2-like. Bases 964 to 1305 code for a protein of 113 amino acids. The record is from RefSeq and is a predicted model, not a curated record. The transcript is spliced from 2 exons. Lineage: Eukaryota; Metazoa; Arthropoda; Insecta; Hemiptera; Aphididae.
UGUAGAAAAAAUUAUUUACAAUUUUGGACGUUGAAUGAUUAUUUAUUUAGAAUUAAUUUUUCCAGUAUUAUCGUUGUAUAUUCCCUCAUUUAUAGUAAAUACAUCGUCUGAUGUUGGUUCCGGAUAGAUGACCAUCCGGUUUUUUAGCAACGAAGUCUUAUGUAUAUUAUUCUACAUGUCCUGUGAGUUAUAUUAUUCAGAUAAAUUGAAAAAAAAUGAUAGCUCACUCGAUCCAUUUACAUCUAAUGAUCUUAAGGCGCGUCUAGACUAAGAAACAAUUGUCGCCGACUUUGUCACCAAUGUCGGUGACAAAAUGUUUCUUUAAAUGUUACUGACAAAAUUUAAAAACAAGCGCGUCCUCACCAAAGCAACAUAUUUGAUAAACAUUUUAGUCUUGGACAAAAUGUGGAACGAGAAUGACGUGACGAUUGCCAUAUCUGCUUAUGUAAUUUUAAGUUUAGAAGCAAAAAAGGCUUCCAAAAAGAGAUUGGGUUUAUUCUAGUUUCUUAGUAAAGCAAAAAUAUAGUGGUAAUGAUUUUAUGACUGAUCUAAAAACGUUGGUCUAUCUGGAGAAUUGAGGUAUGAGUAAUGAGUAUACAAUUUACAAAUUAAAAUAAUAUUUUAUCAAUAGAAUUUAUAACUUGAAUAACUAACUUGAAUAAUUUUUUACAUAUUUUCUUAUGUAGGUGCAAUGGACGAAGCAAAACUGAACGAAAACCAAAUAAAUAAAUAAAAUAUGAUGCAUUUACUAUAUGUUUAUCGACAGAAUUUGACCGGUCAAUUCAUUGUCAGCGCCAAUGUUUAUAAACUUUGUCGAAUUUUUCCCGCGUCGGAUGAAAAACAAAAAUUUGUCGAUAACAAUGUCGCCGACACAAUUAUUGUUGUCGGUGACAAAUUUUACAAACAAUUCUAAUUUUUGUCGCCAACAUUGUCGAUAAUACAUGUUAUCGACAUUGUUGACAAAUGUUUCUUGGUCUGCACGCGGCUUUAGAUGUCGUAGAUUUUAAUAAUAAAACAAAUAAUGUACGUCGUUCUCAUAGAAAAAUAAAUAAAAAGGUAAAAUCGUGCCUUUAUAUUAUAUUUACUUACCUGAAAUCGGAAGCUUUGUUUUCAGGUAUAUUACAACAGCAAAAUGGCCGAUGGAUGUGUCCUAAUAUUAUAUGCGGUAGAACAUACAAAAAUAAAUUUUCUUUGAAUCGUCAUUGUCAACUUGAAUGUGGUGUCAAACCUCAAUAUCACUGUCCAUUAUGUAUAAAAACAUAUAAACGUAAAGAUUCACUCAAAACGCACUUAUUAACUCAUUGAUCAUUUUUCAAAAAUGUACUAAUUACCAUACAUUUUAAACAUCGAUGUCUAUAUGUAUUAUUACUUCCAUUAAA